Messenger RNA from Cydia splendana, 814 nucleotides. Its product is annotated as ceramide synthase 2-like. Lineage: Eukaryota; Metazoa; Arthropoda; Insecta; Lepidoptera; Tortricidae. Bases 8 to 814 code for a protein of 268 amino acids. Gene Ontology annotation, biological process: ceramide biosynthetic process. The record is from RefSeq and is a predicted model, not a curated record. The transcript is spliced from 5 exons. Gene Ontology annotation, cellular component: membrane. Gene Ontology annotation, molecular function: DNA binding; sphingosine N-acyltransferase activity.
AUGCAAGAUGCUUCGCUCGGUUUUGGACGUGUUUUGGGACGAGGAUGUGUGGUUGCCACCGAACAGUUCGUGGGCAGAUGUGGCCCCUGGACCGAACAAGAAAGUUACAUACACUGACCAUUGGGAUGUUUUGCUAACAAUUCCAAUGGCCUUCAUGCUUAUGGCGCUGCGUUUCGUGUUACAUAAUUAUGUAUUUGCGCCAUUCGGCAAAUCAUUAGGCAUUAAGUACACUAGAAAUAAGAAGGCAUUCCCAAACUACAAGCUGGAAGCCGCUUACACAACCGAUCCCGAUUCCAAAAAGAUAUCCGCUUUAUCAAAACAGCUGGACAUGUCCGAGCGUCAGAUCCAGCGCUGGUGGCGCCACCGCCGCCUCCAGGAUAAGCCGUCAGCGCUCGUCAAGUUCUGUGAGAGCGCCUGGCGGAGCACCUUCCUUCUGUAUAGUCUCAUUUUUGGAUUGUACGUCUUGUGGGAUAAGGCGUGGCUCUGGGAUGUUGACUACUGUUUCGUCGGGUAUCCACAUCAGGGCAUAUCCAACGACCUGUGGUGGUACUACAUGAGUGCGUUCGCGUUCAACUGGUCGCAGACGUUCUCACUGCAGUUCGACGUUCGACGGAAGGAUCACCGACAGAUGACCGUGCACCACGCCACGACACUCUUACUGUUGUACUUGAGCUGGGUGUGUAACGCACACAGGACGGGAUCCUUAGUAAUACUUAUUGGUGAUAGCUCGGAAAUGAUGCUUGAGACAAAGAAAGACAUCCGCAGUUCAAGUUCAGAAAUCAGCGAGAAAUCCGACCAAGGCACAACCAACUGA